Canariomyces notabilis is the source of this 1029-nucleotide messenger RNA. RefSeq lists its product as uncharacterized. The annotation marks the transcript as partial. The record is from RefSeq and is a predicted model, not a curated record. Lineage: Eukaryota; Fungi; Ascomycota; Sordariomycetes; Sordariales; Chaetomiaceae. The transcript is spliced from 2 exons.
GCCCAUCUCUCUCGCCGAUCCAUGCCUUCACCAAGGUACAGUCUUCAGCCCGGAGAGGUUGAACUCUCCCGCCUGGACAGCUCCGCGCCCUCCAUCCUCAGCGAGCCACCGCCGUACGAGGAAGUCCCCGGCUUCUCCUCCACCUUCCGACCUACCGUCCACCUCCAGAUCGAAACCACGGGCAAACCGCUCAUCUCGCUUCCCCUGCCUCUUCACACGGACCCCAUCCCAAUCUUUUCCCUGGACCAUCAAGAAGGCAGUUCCUCGGCAGCAGCCCGCCACACACCCAGAUUCAUCUCCAUCCGCCCCGCCCGGUGUUCCGGGAGCAGCUACCUCGUCUCGGCCGAGGACCAGCGGACACUGAGCACAACGACCUACUUCUUUGGCCCCAACCGCCCGCCCAUCGUCCGCUUGUUCCACCCGGCUUCCCCGCCCCUGUCCCAGUCUGCUGUCGACGCUUUGCUCUUCCCAGGUAAAAGAAAGGGGGAAGAAGAGGACGACCAUGAGGAGGCCGCCUGGGACAGUUUCAAAGUGACCUCGCUGGGCCUGCUCACCCGCGCGGUAACCUUUCGCAGCAGGCUCGGGACCUUUGAGUGGCGGUAUGCGUCGCGCAGGGAGCGCCAGGCUGUUCACGGAAAGGAAGGAGAUGAUGAUGACGACGAGAUCUCCAACAUGCUCGUCCUGGAACGGGUAGUGCGCAUCGCAACCGCCCAAUCAUCUCACCUCACCAGCAGCAGCAGCAGCAGCAGCAGAAAUUGGAUGAAGAAACAGAAGAGUGGCAACUCGGAAGAGGUGCGCACGGUAGUCGCGCGGUUUCUGCGCGGGCCGCGGUACCGGACGCCGGGAAGCUCGGCGAGCAGCGCGGGCAACGGGGGCCGGUUGAUGGUUGACCCAAGCUUGUGGGAAAGUGAGAAUGGUGGUGGCGGAAAGGGGGAGAGCGAGAUGGCCAUGGUCAUGAUUGUCACGACAUGCCUGGUUAUGCUCAAGAAGGAGGUCGAUCGGCGAAGGGCCCAGCAGAUGGCUGUCAUG